Rotaria sp. Silwood2 is the source of this 3228-nucleotide messenger RNA. The record is from the annotation of a GenBank genome assembly. Lineage: Eukaryota; Metazoa; Rotifera; Eurotatoria; Philodinida; Philodinidae.
AUGGAGAAUCAUCAUUCUCGGCCAAAUGAUGCGUUGGAUUUAUCCUUACAAGGUACAGCCAUUCAACCAGGAACUAUAUCUUCACGUCCAUCAAGUACGCGAAGUGAUUCUCAAUUGAAACAACCAGGAAUUAUUUCUUCACGUCCAUCAAGUGCACGAAAUAAUUCUCAGUCAAAACAACCAGAAACACCAACAAGAGGAGGCAGUGCUAAAGAACGUAGAACAAGUUUGAGUACAAGUGUAAAUUUAAGUAGUGCUAGACAAAGACGACUUAGUAAUAGUGGUCAACGCUCGAUUUCGAUUACAUCACCACCUGCUGAUACUAAAAAAUCGAUAACUGCAUCAACAUCAUCGAGCAUCUUUCGUGUAAUAAGUCCACGUCAACAUGACGCUGAUGCAUUCUUUACUGAUCAAAGUCAACAAAAAUCUUUUGAAAAAAAACCUGGGGAUGAGGAUGAAUGGGAUGAUACGCGUCGCUGGAUUGAUGAAAUUCAUCAUUUAAAUUCAUCGUUUACUGCACAACAACAAAAUCAUGGUGUUGGACCUAUGGGUAUGUCACGUGAUAGUCUUAAUGGAACUAUCACAGGCACUAAUCUAUUUCCAUCGAAUGACAAUCAACAUGAACAACUUAUGCCAAUUCCAGAAUCAUCUCGUACAGGACAAUUAAUAUCAACAGAAGCUGAUUUAAAAAGCGGAAAUUCUUCAAUAGCUAUUGAACGGUGGUAUGAAAAAAAUGAUGAAAGAAUUGAAGAAAAACAAUUUCGACAACAAGGACCAAUUGACCAAGAAAAAUUAACUUCCUUUGAACAUAUCAGACCUACAGAAUAUGAACACCAUCAACAACAACAAGAAAUAACAUCCCCUAAAGAAACUCAGCAACAAAAUAAUAGUAGAUUAAAUAGUCGUCGAUUAUCAUCAUCUAGCAGUACAUCAAGACAUCGAAUAACACCUAUAUCAUCACCAAUUCCAUCAACUUCAAAUGUUGAUCAAAAAAUAAGAUAUGUUAGUUCGACGACACCAUCAGCAUCAUCAUCAACAACAACGACAGCAUCAAAAGUGACCUUAAAUGAUGUUUAUGAAACAUUAAGAAGAUUAGAAGAAGUCGAAAAAUUUCCUAUACAAUCUCCAUUAGCAGAUGAUUCAGUUUAUGUCAUCGAUCCAACUGCAGCAGCACUAUCUCCAUUUAUUGAUGAACUUCCAUCAGAAACUUCAAAUCAUGUUGAUUCUGUAAUCACUCAUCUCAACAAAACUGAUCAAGAUGAUCAAACUAUUGAAAGUGUUCGAUCACAAAAACUCACUACACGUGAAACAUCAUCACCUUCAAUGAUUCGUUUUACAACUCCACCUCAAUCAAAUCGACGACAACAAUCAAAAAAAUUAGUACAAUCAGUUUCUAUACCUCAUAUUCAAGCAUCAUCAUCAAUCGAUCAACAAACAAGAUAUGGAACAAAAGUAACAACACCAUAUAAAUCAUUAACGAUUGCUCCCUAUCGAGCAAGUCUUCGAGAAGAUGAAUUUAAAAAUAGUAAUAAAACAAUUCAUGAUAGUAGAGACACAAAAGUUUCAUUAAGAAUGGAUUAUGAAGAAAAACAACGACAACCAAUUAUUAAUCAACAACAAUCAAAUCAACUAUAUGAAUCAUCUCUUCAUCGUAGCAAAGAUUUCGAACAGGACUAUGAUUAUCAUUUACAAAAACAAAAAGAUGAAUAUGAAGCUAUUAUACAACGUCAUUUGAAAUUUAUUGAUCAGUUAAUUGAUGAUAAGAAAAAAAUAUCUCAACGUUGUGAACUUUUACUAUCAGAAUUAAAAAUAAUCGAUAGAAAAUAUAAUGAUCGAAUGCGAUCUGUUGAAGAAGCCAAUCGUAAUGAAUUACAAAAAUUAAAAGAUGUUCAUGAAGCAGCUGAAAAAUUACGACGUGAACAUUGGAUUGAAGAAAAAACAAAGAAAAUAAAAGAAUUAACUGUACGUGGUUUAGAACCUGAAAUUCAAAAAUUAAUUAGUAAACAUAAAAAUGAAAUAACAAAAAUAAAAACUGUUCAUGAAGCUGAACUAUUAGCAGCUGAUGAACGUGCUUCACAACGUUAUAUUCGUAUGACAGAAGAAUUACGUGAUCAAUUAGAACGUGAAAAAGAAGUUGCUAUUGCUCGUGAACGUGAAUUAGCUCGAGAAAAAUAUGAAAAAUCUUUACAUGAUGAAGAAAAAACAUUUAAUGAACAAAGACGUCGACUGUAUACGGAAAUUGACGAAGAAAAAAAUCGAGAAGCUGAACUAAUAGCGAAACAACGUGCUGAUUUAGACAAACUUCGACGUGAUAUCGAAGAGAAUCAUCGAACUGUUGUUGAUUCAACUAAACGUGAAUAUGAAGCAAUACGUUUAGAACAAGAACGUCGACAUGUCAAUGAAAUUCAAGAAUUGAAAGAUAAAUUAGCAUUAGAGAAACAAAAUUGGGAAGAAAGUAUUAUGAAAAAACAAGAAACUAUAUUAGCUAAUAGAGAACGUGAAUUACGAGAACAAAUGAAACAAGAACGAGACAAAGAAAUUGAAAAAAUUAUUGCACAAUUUGAAUCAGAUACAACGACAAGCAAAGAAGAAACAGAGCGUUCAGCAGAAGAUCGUGUUAAACGUAUUCGAGAUAAAUAUGAAGUAGAAUUUCAUGAAUUAGAAAAUUCCGAAAAACAAACAAGAGAACGAUUUAAUCAAAUUAAAGCUCAAAUGACAGAAGUUCAAGGUGAUAACGAACGAUUUCAAGUAUUACUUAAACAAAAAGAAACAGAAGUCAAUGAUAUCAAAAAGGUACUAAGAAAAAUCUUGUUAAAUAUACGAGAAAAUACAAUAAUCACAGAAACAUUACAACAGGAACGUGAUCGUUUAUCAGAAAUUAUUCGACAAGAAUUUGCUGAUCGACUUGUGUUAACUGAAGAAGAGAAUCGUCGAAUAAAAGGUGAAAUAGCAGAAUUACGUGCUCGACAACAAUUAGAAUUAGAAAAGAAAAAAGAAGAAAUUGAAGUAUUACAACGACAACAAGAACAAGAAUUAGAAACUAUACAUGAAAAAAUUAAACAAGCCAUUGCAAAAAAAGAUGAACAAGUACACGGAUUACAUGUUCAAUAUGUUACUGCUGCUAAACGAGCUGAACAUCUUGAAGGUUUAUUAGCACAACAACGAAAAUUAGUUGCAGCGAUACCUUCAAGUAGCAGCAAUGUAUUGAAAAAAGUACAGCCUUCAUGA